Messenger RNA from Macrobrachium nipponense, 1389 nucleotides. RefSeq lists its product as uncharacterized. Bases 160 to 738 code for a protein of 192 amino acids. The transcript is spliced from 5 exons. The record is from RefSeq and is a predicted model, not a curated record. NCBI's taxonomy places the organism in Eukaryota, Metazoa, Arthropoda, Malacostraca, Decapoda, Palaemonidae.
AUCGGUACGUAUGCGUUGGCACAGUAACAGCCACCUAUUCAGUAUCCUUACUCUACUCGUCAGUGUAUGAAUAGCUGCGAGUAGUCGUACUCGUCGACGUACAGCCUCCGUAACGUUCUUUCACUCUGGUUAUCUUCAACCUCUGCUUUUGUCAUAAAAAUGGCAGAAGUAGAGGCAGCUCUUGUCUUACUUGAUGAUCUACCAUCCAAAGAAAGGAGAGCGUGUUUAGAGCUCCUGAUUCGUAUCUUUGGUAAUGUUGUGAAAUCACCUGAUGAACCUAAGUACAGAUUGUUGAAGAUAACUAACAAGACCUUCAAAGAAAGUGUGUGGGAGCAUGAAUGUGGCCGAGCUGUUAUGCAAGCUGCAGGAUGGGAAGUAGUUGGAGAAACUGUUCAGCUGCCACCAUAUAUCGAUUUACAGAUGCCUCUUGAAGUAUUGCUGGCUAAUAGGAAUGUAAAACCUGAUGAGAGAGAUUGGGUUGAAGAGACUAAAGUUGUAGUGAAAAAUCCAGCUCAGGUCCGUGAUGAAGAACUUAGAAAGAAGGCUUUGAUGCAGAAGGAAAAGGAAUUGGCUGCACUAAUGAAAGAGAAGGCUGAACGCAAAGCCAUUGCAGAGAGAAUUAGAGCAGAGCAUCGAAGUGACCAAGAAAACAAGAGGAUAACAAAGGCAUCAGUUGCUGUACCAAGGGGGAAAGGUGAGAUAGCGAAAAUGAGUGAUAGACUGCCUAAAGGCGGAUGAGGUUAAUGAAUGCUAUAUUAAUCAUUAAUGAGCUUCAGUCGCUAAACACUAUUUUCAUCUGGAAUAUGGUGUUUUAGACUGAAGUAAGUCAUUGAUAUAUAGCAGUCACAACUUUAAUAUUACUGAACAGUAACGAAUGUACAAUAGUGUUUGGCAGAAGUCUAUGCAUAUACCGUAAUGUAUGUUUUUAUUUCUUUUACUUUUUGUAUAAUUAAAAAAGAUAGAAAUUUUGUAGGUUCAUGAAAUUAUUCUUUCUUGAAAUGAAAUUAAUGGUCAUGUCUAUUUGGUUUUUAUUUCAUAGGAACUUUUCAUUCUUGCUUUAGAGUUUUGGCUGGCCUGAAGUUUCAGAUAGAAUGCUUUUUAUUACAGUAAAAGAAUUAAGACUUACAUUUUUAAAAAUUUAUCAGUUCAAGUGAGUGUAACAAUUUCUGCUUUGGAUUUGAGCUGGAUUCAUAACAUAUAUAUGAAGCUUUUGCUAUCAAGGCCAAUGAGGUCAGGGUGAAAGUGGAAGUUUAGAGUAUGAAUUAUGUUCAAAUAUAUUAGUUUAUAUUGAUUUGUAAUGAAUUAUAAUUGCACUUGUGACAAUUUUUGCAGUGAAUAUUGUUGUUGAUAUAGUUUGUUAGCACAUAAAAAUGUUUAUAUUAAUUUCAA